This is a messenger RNA of Etheostoma cragini (Arkansas darter), 1517 nucleotides long. Its product is annotated as pyrroline-5-carboxylate reductase 1, mitochondrial-like. Bases 166 to 1131 code for a protein of 321 amino acids. The transcript is spliced from 9 exons. Gene Ontology annotation, molecular function: pyrroline-5-carboxylate reductase activity. Lineage: Eukaryota; Metazoa; Chordata; Actinopteri; Perciformes; Percidae. The record is from RefSeq and is a predicted model, not a curated record. Gene Ontology annotation, biological process: L-proline biosynthetic process.
GCUCAUUGGUAUUCUUGCUUGUCAGGCAUCUCCACAGGUAGCCUACAGUGGGCUACAACGCGAGAUAGCCGGACCACGUCGAAACUGCUGUAAUUUCAGGUGUUUAAGUGGUUGCUGUUUCGGUCAGUCGGUCAGCUAAUAAGGGCUUUUCAGUUUAUUCGUAGAAUGAGUGUGGGUUUCAUAGGAGCAGGCCAGGUGGCCCACGCUCUGGCAAGAGGCUUUAUAGCUGCAGGCGUGAUUGCCACCCACAGAAUCACAGCCAGUUCCCCAGGCACAGAUCGCCCCACAGUACAGGGACUGCGGAAAAUAGGUGUCAAUUUCACCACCAGCAACAAAGAGACAGUGAGCAAAAGUGAUGUUCUCUUCCUGACUGUGAAGCCCCACAUCAUCCCUUUUGUACUGGAUGAGAUUGGACCAGACAUUGAAGAUCGUCACCUUAUUGUGUCCUGUGCUGCAGGAGUCACCAUCAGUUCUAUAGAGAAGAAGCUGCAGCAGUAUCAUACUGAUCCAAAGGUAAUGCGGUGCAUGACAAACACUCCAGUUGUGGUACGUGAGGGGGCAACUGUAUACGCCACCGGCACCUAUGCAGAGGUGGAGGAUGGAAAGCUUCUGGAGCAGCUUAUGGCCAGUGUAGGAUACUGCACUGAGGUGGAAGAAGACCUGAUUGAUGCCGUCACAGGCCUCAGCGGCAGUGGUCCUGCUUAUGCGUUUACAGCUAUAGAUGCUCUCGCUGAUGGUGGAGUGAAAAUGGGCCUUCCCAGGAGAUUGGCUAUACGCCUCGGAGCUCAAGCCCUGCUGGGGGCUGCUAAAAUGCUGUUAGACUCAGAUCAACACCCUGGGCAGCUCAAGGACAAUGUGUGUUCACCAGGGGGCGCCACCAUCCACGCCCUGCAUGUCUUGGAGAGUGGUGGCUUCCGCAGUCUCCUCAUCAAUGCUGUAGAGGCCUCUUGUGUUAGGACUAGGGAACUUCAGUUUUUGGCCGACCAAGAGAAAAUCUCCCCAGCUGCCAUAAAGAAGACAACUCUGGACAAAGUGUUGCAGCAGCCAGGAGUGACUGUCGAUGGUGUUGGAGUCAGAUCUCAUGGGAUCAGUAUGUUCAACAGCAGUAACCCCCGGACCAAGAAGAAGUAAUCCUAUAAAUGUGUGGAACAAUAAAUCUGCAGUAUAGGCUGUUAAUAAACCACUACUGACAGAGGAACAUGCACUAACCUAGUGCAUUACUUUCUAGAUUAAAAAUGAGAUAUAAACAAUAUUUUGAUUAUGCUGUACCAGUUUGAGCCAUAUUUCUUUUUGUAAUAAAGUGCCUUUCCUUUUAGCAGGCUGGACUAAAAUUAUUUAAUAUUUCUGGUAUGGCCUAUAAGUUAGAUUUACUAAAUAGCAAUGCAAUUGAGUGGAAUGGACACUCAAUUGCCACUUAUGUGCAACCUGUAUUUAAUGCAAGCUCAAAUGAAGGCUAAUGUCUUAAACAGAAUGUGCUGAAUGGUAUAUGAUGCAAUGAAACUGAGGAUGUUUUCAGA